UCAAUUUACAUAUUGUAUGGCGUGGGUUUAAUGUUGUUAGCUUGAAGUAGUGAUAUCUUGUUUUAUUUAAUGAAUGACCAUGGCUUAACGUACAACCACAUGGAUUAUUAACGAGGCAUUCAAUAAUUCAUAACCAAUAUGUAUUUGUAUAAUAUAACAUUGCAAAGAGGUAGUGGAAUAACACAUGCUAUCCAUGGAAAUUUCAGUGGAGGUAAAGUACAAGAAAUAUUAGUUUCUCGUGGUAAAUCUUUAGAACUUUUACGACCCGAUACUAAUACUGGUAAAGUCCAUACACUCUUAACGGUUGAAGUAUUUGGAGUCAUCCGUUCAUUAAUGAGUUUUAGACAGUCUGGAGGUACUAAAGAUUACAUUGUAGUUGGUUCAGACUCUGGUAGAAUUGUUAUAUUGGAGUAUUUACCUUCCAAAAAUGUACUUGAUAAAGUUCAUCAAGAAACUUUUGGUAAAAGUGGAUGCAGACGCAUUGUACCUGGACAAUAUUUAGCUAUUGAUCCUAAAGGAAGAGCAAUAAUGAUUGGUGCUGUCGAAAAACAAAAGUUGGUAUACAUUCCCAACAGAGAUUCAGAAGCUCGCUUAACAAUAUCUUCUCCAUUAGAAGCUAACAAAAGUAACACUUUAGUAUAUCACAUGGUUGGAAUUGAUGUAGCUUUUGACAACCCUAUAUUUGCAUGUCUUGAAAUUGAUUAUGAGGAAGCUGAUUCUGAUCCAACUGGUGAAGCUGUUCAAUCAACCAGGCAAACACUAACUUUUUAUGAAGUUGAUUUUGGAUUAAAUCACGUAGUUCGUAAAUAUAGUGAACCUUUAGAGGAACAUGCUAACUCUCUUAUCUCUGUUCCUGGUGAUAAAGAUGGACCGGGAGGUGUACUAAUUUGUUCUGAAAAUUACAUUACUUAUAAAAAUCAAGGAGACCAACCAGAUAUUCGUUGCCCUAUACCUCGUAGACGAAAUGAUUUAGAUGAUCCAGACCGAGGAAUGAUUCUUGUUUGUAGUGCUACCCAUAAAACUAAAUCCAUGUUUUUCUUCUUAGUACAAACUGAACAAGGAGAUAUUUUUAAAGUUACUCUUGAGUCAAGUGAAGAUUUUGUUACAGAAAUUAGGCUCAAAUAUUUCGAUACAGUCCCAGUAGCAUCAGCUAUGUGUGUUUUAAAAACUGGAUUUUUAUUUGUUGCAUCAGAAUUUGGAAAUCACUAUCUUUAUCAAAUAGCCAACUUAGGCGAUGAUGAUGAUGAACCAGAAUUUAGUUCAGCUAUGCCUUUAGAAGAUGGUGAUACAUUCUUUUUUGCACCAAGACAAAUGAGAAACUUGGUAUUGGUUGAUGAAAUGGACUCCUUGUCUCCAAUAAUGGCUUGUCAAGUUGCUGAUUUAGCCGCAGAAGAUACACCUCAGUUGUAUAUGGCUUGUGGACGAGGGCCAAGAUCAACUUUAAGAGUAUUAAGGCAUGGUCUUGAAGUCUCUGAAAUGGCUGUAUCUGAAUUGCCAGGAAACCCAAAUGCAGUCUGGACUGUAAAACGAAGAGCAGAUGAAACCUACGAUGCAUAUAUCAUAGUGUCAUUUUCAAAUGCUACUUUAGUAUUAUCUAUUGGAGAAACUGUAGAAGAAGUCUCUGAUUCAGGAUUUCUAGGAACCACACCAACUCUUUCUUGUUCCCCAUUAGGCGAUGAUGCAGUAGUUCAAAUAUACCCAAAUGGUGUUCGCCAUAUUCGCUUUGAUAAACGAAUGCAUGAUUGGAAAGUACCAGAAAAAAAGAAGAUUAUUAAAUGUGCUGCUAACCAACGACAAGUAGUUAUUGCAUUAGGUGGAGGGGAACUUGUUUAUUUUGAAAUGGAUCCUACUGGACAUUUGAAUGAACAUAAAGACCGCAAAGAAAUGAAUUCUGAUGUUCUUUGUAUGGCUUUAGCUAAUGCACCAUCAGGAGAACAAAUGUCUCGGUUUUUAGCUGUUGGAUUAUCUGAUGAAACUGUUCGAAUAAUAUCACUUGACACUACAGAUUGUCUUGUUCAGUUAAAAAUGCAAGCUAUACCUGCCAUGCCUGAAUCUUUAUGUAUUGUAGAAAUGGGUGCUAGUGAUGGUGGUUCAUCAGAUGAGCCUGGAAUGAACUCAUUGUCAAUGUUAUAUUUAAAUAUUGGCUUGCAGAAUGGUGUGUUGUUACGUACAGUAUUAGAUGGUGUUACUGGAGAAAUGGCUGACACAAGAGCUCGUUAUCUAGGUGGAAAACCAGUAAAGCUAUUUAAGAUCAAAAUGAGAGGAAAUGAAGCUGUACUUGCUAUGUCAAGUAGAUCUUGGUUAAGUUAUUACUAUCAAAAUCGUUUUCAUCUCACCCCUUUAUCAUAUGAAAGUUUAGAAUAUGCAUCCGGUUUUGCAUCAGAGCAAUGUCCUGAAGGUAUUGUAGCAAUAUCAAGCAAUACCUUACGAAUUUUAGCUCUUGAAAAAUUGGGAGCUGUGUUUAAUCAAUUAUCUUUUCCUGUGGAAUAUACACCUCGUAAAUUCGUUAUACAUCAAGAAUCUGCUCACAUGAUAGUAGUAGAAACUGAACACAAUGCAUAUACUGAGCAAACCAAAAAACAAAGACGUGUUCAAAUGGCUUCAGAAAUGCAAGAAGCUGCUGGAGAAGAAGAACAAGAAUUGGCAAAAGAAAUGGCUGAAGCUUUUUUAAAUGAAGACUUGCCAGAAAGUAUAUUUGGUGCCCCAAAAGCUGGUCCAGGAAUGUGGGCCUCAUUAGUUCGACUGUUUAACCCAGUUCAAGGAAUAACUGAAGCUGUUUACAGGUUUCCACAAAAUGAAGCAGUCAUGAGUGUUGCUAUAGUUAAGUUUUCUAGCUAUCCUGAUUCACAAUUUGUACUUUUUGGUGUAGCUAAUGAACUUAACUUGAAUCCCAGACAUGUUACUUGUGGUUAUGUGUACACUUAUAAAGUUAAUCCUACAUGUACAUCUUUGGAAUUAGUUCACAAAACAACAGUUGAUAAUGUUCCAACAGCAAUAUGUGGGUUUCAAGGCCGAGUUUUAAUUGGUGUGGGUCGAAUAUUACGUCUUUAUGAUAUUGGAAAAAAAAAGUUAUUACGUAAAUGUGAAAAUAGGCAAAUACCACUUUUAAUUGUUGGUAUUCGAGUUAUGGGCUACAGGAUAUAUGUCAGUGAUGUUCAAGAAAGUGUUUAUAUGGUACGUUAUAAGCGUGGUGAAAAUCAGUUGAUUAUAUUUGCAGAUGAUACACAACCUCGUUAUGUAACUGCUAUGGAAAUAUUAGAUUACAAUACCAUUGCAACAGCUGAUAAAUUUGGAAAUAUUUCAGUUAUAAGAAUAGCUUCAUCAAUAUCUGAUGAAGUAGAUGAUGAUCCAACUGGUAACAAAAGCUUAUGGGAUCGAGGAUUGCUUAAUGGUGCAUCUCAGAAAGCAGAUUUUAUUGUUAACUUUCACAUAGGUGAAAUAUGCACCUCACUUCAAAAAGCAACUCUUAUACCUGGUGGUUCAGAAUCCUUAGUAUAUUCCACUAUAACUGGUACAAUUGGAGUUUUAGUUCCAUUUACAGCACAUGAAGAACAAGAUUUCUUCCAACACCUUGAAAUGCACAUGCGUUCUGAAAAUCCACCAUUGUGCGGACGAGAUCAUCUUUCAUAUAGAUCUUCAUAUUUUCCUGUGAAGAAUGUUUGUGAUGGAGACUUAUGUGAACAAUACAAUUCUAUUGAUAUAACUAAACAGAAAAGCAUAGCGGCUGACUUAGACAAAACUCCAGCUGAAGUAUCUAAAAGACUUGAAGAUAUGAGAACGAGAUACGCAUUUUAAAAUAUUUAAUUAAAUUGUAAAAAAUAUAUACAUAUAAUUUUUUUUAUUUGUAUUAGUUCCUUUACUAAUUUUGUUUUAAAGAGUGAUAAUAGUUGUAAUUAAUUUAUUCUGAAAUUAAUUGUGUGAAUAUUUUUUAUUCAGUAAAAUUUUUUUUCUUUUUAGGCCCAUUAAAGGCCAUAGUGACCUCUUCAAUGGGUAGGUUUUUUAACAAUUGAUACUCUGGGACAGGUGGUUAGUCAGUCGCCAAAAAUAGAGAUGGAGACUCCAAUUACCGCUCUGAUCUCUUAUGCGUCAAAUCCCUACCCAUGACACAGUUUCAAACCCAAGGCAGUACGCUUAAUAAUGUAAUAAAACCACUUAACACUAUUUGUCUUAUGAUUGUGGUUUAAAUAAAAUUAAACAAUUUUUUUUUAAUUUGCAACAUAUGUUACAUUCCUUUUGUAGUAUUAAUGAUAAAAUGGUGUUCUAUGACAAAUAAUUAUUACAACCAAUAAAAUUCAAUGUUAUAUAAUGUAUA
Messenger RNA from Daktulosphaira vitifoliae (grape phylloxera), 4312 nucleotides. It is a transcript of the gene Sf3b3, whose product is annotated as splicing factor 3B subunit 3. Gene Ontology annotation, cellular component: U2 snRNP; nucleus. Gene Ontology annotation, molecular function: protein binding; U2 snRNA binding. The record is from RefSeq and is a predicted model, not a curated record. NCBI's taxonomy places the organism in Eukaryota, Metazoa, Arthropoda, Insecta, Hemiptera, Phylloxeridae. The transcript has 17 exons. Gene Ontology annotation, biological process: mRNA splicing, via spliceosome. The coding region runs from base 139 to 3795 and encodes 1218 amino acids.